Molecule: messenger RNA, 1415 nt
Organism: Rhea pennata
Lineage: Eukaryota; Metazoa; Chordata; Aves; Rheiformes; Rheidae
Gene: BNIP1
Product: BCL2 interacting protein 1
Exons: 6
Coding region: 10-699 (229 amino acids)
Biological process (GO): retrograde vesicle-mediated transport, Golgi to endoplasmic reticulum
Cellular component (GO): endoplasmic reticulum; SNARE complex
Molecular function (GO): SNAP receptor activity
Source: RefSeq, a predicted model, not a curated record
GCUCCCAAGAUGGCGGCGGCGGCGGCCUCGGUGCCGGUGCGGGUCUGCAACCAGGAGAUCGUCAGGUUCGACCUGGAGAUCAAGGCGGCCGUGCAGGACAUCCGGGACUGCCCGGGGCCGCUGAGCGCCCUCACGGAGCUCAACGCCGCCGUCAAGCAGAAGUUCCAGCAGCUCCGCGGCCGCCUCCAGGAACUUGAACAGAUGGCGAAGGAGCAAGAUAAAGAAUCGGAGAAACAGGCCUUGCUCCAGGAAGUGGAAAACCAUAAAAAACAGAUGCUCAGCAAUCAGGCAGCUUGGAGAAAGGCAAAUCUAGCGUGCAAAAUUGCUAUUGACAACUCUGAGAAAGAUCAGCUGCUGCAGGGAAGAGACACCUUAAGGCAAAGAAAGACUACAAAGGAGAGUCUGGCAGAGAGUGCAAGUAACAUCACAGAGAGUCUAAUGGGCAUUAGCAGGAUGAUGUCCCAGCAAGUCCAGCAGAGUGAGGAGACUGUGCAAACUCUAGCUAAUUCUUCACGAACCAUCCUGGAAGCAAACGAAGAAUUUAAGUCUAUGUCUGGGACAAUUCAGUUGGGAAGAAAGCUAAUAACAAAGUAUAACCGCAGGGAACUGACAGACAAGCUUCUCAUCUUUCUUGCCCUUGCCUUAUUCCUCGCCACUGUGCUCUAUAUUUUGAAGAAAAGACUCUUUCCAUUUUUAUAAAAUUCCAAAGUUCUUACUGAACUAUAUGAUACCUGAUAUGAAAUACUGGGAAGAGAUGGUGUAAUAAUGGUAAGGCUUAUUGUAAAAGGGGUAUGGCAGUAGCUGAAAGAGCGUUAGAGCAGGCAUGACUUUAUACUGUCUAAAUGGAGUGUGAGACCUGCCUAAGAAGAACUUAAAAGAGCACAAGUCAGGGAGGAGCAGCUAGAUCAAGGGGUGGAAAGAAGAAACACCCCUCUGCUGCAGGUUUAGGGAACCAAACAAACACUUGAUGAAAUAGGCAUUCAGAGGUGCCAGUCUUAACUUUGUCCCUUUCUUCUGUUUUGCCAUAAAGUGAAGUUUGCCCUUGGCUUGGACGGGAAGUUGCAUUGAUACCUGUAUGUAACUGUAAGGUGCUGAGAACUAGAGGAAGGAUGGGAGAGAAAUUCAUGUACAUUCCACUAAUAAACUAUUUAUUGUAUCCAUAUAAACUGAUUUUUGUUUUAAAAAAAUUACAGUGGGCUGAGAGAGCCUGAAUAUCUUCUUUAAGUUCUGUUUAACACCAGCAACAGUGGAUGCCUAUGAAAAUGUUUUUUUAGGGUUGUAGCACACACGUAGUCUGGCUCUGUUGAGGCUUGGCUUUGAAGGGCUCUGACUACAGAAAAAAAUGGAAACCUCAUUUGUUCCUAUUAAUUCAUGCAAUAUAUUUAUGAAAAUUACACUAUAAGUUUAAACCUUUA